AUGGCUGCCCAAUAUCACAAACGUAAAUAUCAAGUGUUAAUACCUGAAGAAGCAAUUUUAGAAAAAAUGACUAAUACUAAACAGCAUCGACAACUAAGACAACAAAAAAAAAAUGCGACUAUUUCUGACUUACAGAGAAGCAUUAUUAUACUCAGAAAUACUUCCA
Messenger RNA from Racocetra fulgida, 166 nucleotides. The record is from the annotation of a GenBank genome assembly. Lineage: Eukaryota; Fungi; Glomeromycota; Glomeromycetes; Diversisporales; Gigasporaceae.